This is a messenger RNA of Andrographis paniculata, 2085 nucleotides long. RefSeq lists its product as uncharacterized. Lineage: Eukaryota; Viridiplantae; Streptophyta; Magnoliopsida; Lamiales; Acanthaceae. The record is from RefSeq and is a predicted model, not a curated record. The coding region runs from base 639 to 1838 and encodes 399 amino acids. The transcript has 15 exons.
CAUCUAAGAAUAUGCCUUACAAACUUAUUGUCUUCUCCGAAAGGGUAAACGGAUUCUUGUUCAGUUAGUUGAGAGGGUAAAAAUCGAAUCUUUUUAGUAGGUGUCUUCCCCGAUUUUGUAGGUGAAUAGAAACCCUAAUUAAACCCAUGGAGGUCUGAAAGAUCCAUGGAAAGGAGAGCAGCAAAAUUGGGUUAAAAAAGUGUAUCCAUUAAUGGCAAUGGGCCUGCAAAUUUGGAACAGCAUUAACGAUAAUGGAGAGGGAUAUUACAUUAUUCAUAUUCACAAACAUGAGUGAAAUAGGGCACCUCUUUCCCUUUUUCCCCUUUUUCUCACACCUUUCCCACUCACAAUUCUCCACUCACUGCUCACGAUUUUGAUCGCAGGGGAACCUCCAUUGGCGUUGCAGAAGAUCAGCACCUUACACGCAUUCACUGAUUAUACAUACACAUAUAUAUACAUAUAAUUAUAUACAGACACGGAUAUAUAUAUAUUUCUUGAGACUCCCAUUUUCUAUUGGUGAAUAUUUUUGGGGUUUUCCCCCUUUCUGAAUUCAGAUCUUUAAUGGCGAUGCAAACUUCGAUUUAAUUGGAUUGGAUUACAUUUGAUCGUAGAUAAUAGUAAUAGAUAGGAAUACACAUAUGGAAUCGGAUGUUGUGUAUAUAAAGAGGAACAUGGGACGAAGUGCACUGAAGAAAUCGACCGAUACAAUGAGAAUCCUCGUCGUCAUUUGCGCCGGAAUAACCGUCGGCUUCUUCAUCGGAGUCUUGUCCCCGUCGCCGUCAUUACACAAGCUUAGCAUUCCAUCGACAUUUCUACACGAUCGCACGAUGAUCGGUAGCAAUGCCGUUGCUAACUCGACCAAGAACAGCAGCAGCGAAAUCAAAACCGAACCAUUAAAGGAUGUAUCGAAGAUUUGGAUCUCGUCGAAUCCGAGAGGCGCAGAACGGUUGCCCCCCGGGAUCGUAGUCUCCGAGUCGGAUUUCUACCUCCGAAGACUCUGGGGCAAGCCUAGUGAGGACUUGGUCAGAAAACCGAAGUAUCUCGUAACGUUCACCGUAGGCUACAAUCAGAGGGAAAACAUCAACAAAGCAGUGCAAAAGUUUUCGGAGAACUUUACCGUUCUUCUGUUUCACUACGACGGACGAGCUUCCGAGUGGGAUAGCUUCGACUGGUACAAACGAGCGAUCCAUGUCGGUGCGAUGAAGCAAUCGAAAUGGUGGUUCGCCAAGAGAUUCUUGCAUCCGGACAUUGUAGCGUCGUACGACUACAUAUUUAUCUGGGACGAGGACCUCGGAGUCGACAACUUCAACGGCGAAGAAUACAUGAGGCUUGUGAAGAAACAUGGGUUAGAAAUAUCGCAGCCCGGACUUGAACCCAAGAGGAACCCGACAUGGCAGAUGACUAAACGACGAGCUGAUCAUGAAGUUCACAAGGAAGCCGAGGAGAAGCCAAGCUGGUGCCAGAGCCCACAAGCGCCGCCGUGCGCGGCGUUCGUAGAAAUCAUGGCUCCUGUCUUUUCCCGGGACGCCUGGCGAUGCGUUUGGCACAUGAUUCAGAACGACUUGGUACACGGAUGGGGUCUGGAUUUCGCCCUCCAACAAUGCGUCGAACCCGCUUAUGAGAAAAUCGGAGUUGUCGAUGCGCAGUGGAUCGUUCAUCAGACAAUCCCUUCAUUGGGAAACCAGGGACAAGCUGAAGAAGGAAAGGCUCCAUGGCAAGGGGUGAGGCAGAGGUGUAAACAAGAAUGGAAAAUGUUCAGAACACGAUUAGAGAAUGCAGAGAAGGCCUACUAUGAGUCUACACGAAUCUAUGCUUCCAACUUAACAGAUCACUCAUAGUCAUUGAUAUAGUAGAAUCAGAAAUAACUAACUCCAUAGCAAUUUACAUUGUUUUCUCAGAGGAAAGAAUCAUCGGUCAAUUCGAGCAAGUGAGUUAUAGCAUAUAUGUGUGUGUAUAAGCAAAUAAACACUACACUACAAUUGAUCAAUGUUUUGUAAAGAUCUUGGAAUGAAAUCUAUUUGUCUCUCUAAGCCUAUUGAAGAUUAAUGCCCAGAAACUUUCACUAGUGUGUGUAGUGUGUAUGUA